Monascus purpureus is the source of this 225-nucleotide messenger RNA. The record is from the annotation of a GenBank genome assembly. NCBI's taxonomy places the organism in Eukaryota, Fungi, Ascomycota, Eurotiomycetes, Eurotiales, Aspergillaceae.
AUGAUCGCUCGUAUGUGUAAUCGGUGGGAACGGUAUUGCAGGAAGAAGAACAAGAAAUACAAGUCGUCCCCGGAGUCAAAAUGGGCCGAUCCCGGGGUUGCUCUCCGCUUUGCAGGCAAGCGGGAGCUAACCCUGUUCGUCCGUUGGUGCCUCCGUCUGCGACGGGGGAAAACCGGCCGCCGACUGAAAAGAAUCAAAAAGGCCAGCGCGUUGGAUACGGGUUAA